This is a messenger RNA of Venturia canescens, 2755 nucleotides long. RefSeq lists its product as uncharacterized. The transcript has 8 exons. NCBI's taxonomy places the organism in Eukaryota, Metazoa, Arthropoda, Insecta, Hymenoptera, Ichneumonidae. The coding region runs from base 1018 to 1929 and encodes 303 amino acids. The record is from RefSeq and is a predicted model, not a curated record.
UUUGUGUGAACAUCGGUUUCAUUUUUUUUUUCUGAUAGCGGAUGCUCCACAAACGUGCACAAAAAAAUGACAAAAUGAGAAUUUUCAUUUGUAUAUGAUAGUUUUUAUUCCACACUGUGAUCAUCGGUAUCGAGAGGCAUUAUUGGCACGUUCCAAAUCAAAGCGUUAUACCAAAUCGAGGACUGACAGGCCCGGAAACUUUCGAGUCGAGUGUCGAGCUGAGCGAGUUCUUUUCAUUUCCGGACUCAUGGUAUUCGGAGGAUGGCAUUAAGCUGGUUGUUUUAAUCGACGAGCACUGAAUAGUGGAAAAAUAAUAUAAUAACUCGUUCGUCGAACGAGUCCACUAAAGUGAACUUUCCUGAUGGCACACGCGAUCCAUCAAUGUGCUUGAGAUUUUUCGAUAUUCCCCAAUUCAAUGAUUGAACCGACAAAAAUGAGGCACGGCUCGUCCGAACAUUGCCUAAAAUAUACUUUUUCGUGAAAAAUCGAUCUACAUAAAAGUGCAGAGGCGUCACCAUCGUGAGCGUCCCGGGGAACUCUCGCAUGAAGGUAAUUAUAGCGUAUCGUUCGGAGACUUUCGCAGAUGGGAUAACUAAACAGCGUCGGUGCAACGUUGGUUAGUGUGUAGCGAGCGUUUAAAAUCAAAUUGGUCGAAAUUAGCAAAGAGAUCUCACUGGCUGGUGUUGCUUUGGUGCUCUUACCACCGUUCGAGGGGUGUUUCUCGUGCCGAACCGACCGGUUAAUUACUUAACAAAGCAAUUACGAGGGCCUUCGUCGAAUUAUAUAGCGUCAAGAUCGAUUCCAUUAACACUCGAGAAGAUACGAAAGUCGAUGUGGGUCAUUGAAAGCUUGAGAGACGACGUAAAGAUCGAGAAAUUCUAGACUAUAAAAGCGAGCCAAGGGUAAGGAAGUUGCGUUCAGUGUACCAAAACGAGUUGGUUCCGCAGCUACGGUCGCUCUAGUCGUCGUCGUCGUCGUCGUCUCGUGAACGUCCUCCAAUCAACGAGUAUAAAAAGGAUGUCGCUGAGCGACGAGUUUGUCAGUUCCAUCAAGGAUAAGGACAUGUCAACUUCGAAGAACAGUUCGAAUCUUCGUCUAAAUCAAGAAGGAAGUAUGAUCGGUGGUGGGAAUGGUGGUGUGGGCAGUGGUAGUGGUGGCAUUGUGGAUCGGAACGAUUGUUGGCAGGAUCACGAAACCGAUUCGGAAAUAAGCGAAAAUGAAUUUCUCACCAAAGGAGCUUUUCUACUCACGCCGAGCCAUGAACUCAGCAUGGAAAAAGCAGCAACGAUAUGCGAAAAGAUGAACUUCAGGGGCGCUUUUUCACUGACGAAAACAUCGACCGGAAUACUCUUCAAGUUCAGCAAUAUCGACGACUUCCAAGCCGUAUAUAAAAAGGGAUUUCACAAAGUGACUGGUGCACGAUUUUAUAAAAAAAUUGCGAUACCCUGCAGACCCGCUAAAACAUUUACCGUUUACGUGCUUGACGUACCGGAGGAACUGCCUGAAGACGAUGUGAGACACGCGCUAUACAAAUAUCGGUCGAUCGUCGAAGUUACGAGAUUGCCACUCAAUACUGGCACGGUCUUAAAAGCUAUAAACGACAAGCUCAAAAGCGAGAGCCAAAAUUCUAAUGAGCCAGCCACCAUUUACACCGGACCACCAAUUAUCAGAGUAACGUUGGCCAGCGUCGAAGAAACCUCGAUGCUUCUCAGUCGAGGACUCGACUUUUACGGCGCUACGUAUUUCCCUACCGAAACUCCCCAUUUGACGAAUCAGUCUCUGUCGAAAUACAAAAAUAACAGGUGGGCAGAGCUGGCUUCGAUCGGCGCCGGUCAACGUGUCAGAGAUCUGCUUCCGGUCUUCGAUAAUGCGGGCUUCACAAAAUUACCACCACCAACGAGCCGCGUCAUAAAACCCCAAAGAAACUAACGGGAGCGAGUUCAACACAGUCAAACCGCAAAUGGGGUUGGAAGAGACAAAAAGUAGGAGACGGCGAAGGGGACCAUUGAAAGGGUUACAAUGACGAGGAGGGAGAGCGGGGUAAAAGCGAUUUGUAGAGAGAGCUAUUAAGGCAAGUCGUUCACUUUCAACGAGCUUCGGCUCUCUUCCUCUUUCUCUUCUUGUCUCUCUCUCUCUCUCUUUCGUUAUCGGUUUAACCGACCUCAAAGAUGGAACGCAAGGAAUCCUCGCGACUCGUUUAACUGUUCCUGACGAGUUGCAAAUAAUUACCGAUUGCCAAAAUGAAAAAUUACUAGAAUGACGAAUAAGCUAUUACAUUUUAUAUAUUUAUAUUUAUAUGAAAUUCUGUAAUAUAAUAUCACAUAUAUACCUCGUAAAAAAAUACUAAUUUAUAUUGUUUUAAUGAAUGCAUCGGCUUUUUCAUAAUUCUAGAGUGGGUUGGCAUCUGGAAAUUGUCUCAAGGUUCCUACUCGUGCAUUAUUUUAUUGCAGCAUCCAUUUGUAAGAUUUCAAAUAGUUUCCAUGCUCUGCACUCUCCAGAUCUAAACGUGAAUUAUAAUAUUUAUGUUGAGACAAACGUGUUAAAGAAAGCUCAAUGUCUUUACAAAAGCUCAACACACACAUACACACACUGUCCCUCGUUUAUUGUGUUUGUCCCUUUUCUUGCCCCUCGACCAGCGAAUUUCCAUUGCCCAAUCCACUUUUUAGAUGGAAAACAAAUAUUUUUUUUUUAUAAAUAAUGAAACUGAAAACGAAGAUAACAUGAAACAAAAGAAAAUACAAAUGAUUCUAUACAA